Messenger RNA from Acanthisitta chloris (rifleman), 1983 nucleotides. It is a transcript of the gene IFT140, whose product is annotated as intraflagellar transport 140. Gene Ontology annotation, cellular component: intraciliary transport particle A; axoneme; ciliary basal body. The coding region runs from base 1 to 1983 and encodes 660 amino acids. Gene Ontology annotation, molecular function: protein binding. Lineage: Eukaryota; Metazoa; Chordata; Aves; Passeriformes; Acanthisittidae. Gene Ontology annotation, biological process: intraciliary retrograde transport. The transcript is spliced from 13 exons. The record is from RefSeq and is a predicted model, not a curated record.
AUGGGCACGAGUGAGGCAGUCUGGGAGAACAUGGCUCGCAUGUGUGUGAAGACUCAGAGGUUGGAUGUUGCCAGGAUUUGCCUGGGGCACAUGGGCCAUGCGAGGGGAGCCAAGGCACUGCGCGAGGCGGAGCAGGAGCCAGAGCAGGAGGCCAGGGUGGCUGUGCUGGCCAUCCAGCUGGGCAUGCUGGAGGAUGCAGAGCGACUGUACAAGGCUUGCAAACGCUAUGACCUCUUGAACAAGUUCUACCAGGCCUCCAACCAGUGGCAGAAAGCCAUAGAAACAGCUGAGGCUCACGACCGGGUCCACCUGCGCACCACCUACUACAACUACGCCAAACACCUGGAGGCAACCGGCGAGCAGAGCCUGGCACUCACCCACUACGAGAAGUCAGACACGCACAGGUUCGAGGUACCCCGGAUGCUCUCUGAAGAUUUACAAGCCCUGGAGAACUAUGUCAACAAGAUGAAAGACAAGAGCCUGUGGAAGUGGUGGGGGCAGUACCUGGAGAGCCAGUCAGACCUGGAAUCUGCACUGAAGUACUACACACUGGCUCAGGAUUAUUUUUCCCUGGUCCGUAUCUACUGCUUCCAGGGCAACGUGCAGAAGGCUGCAGAAAUAGCCAAUGAAACAGGGAACUGGGCAGCAUCUUACCACCUGGCACGGCAGUACGAGAGCCAGGAGGACAUCAAACAGGCUGUGCACUUCUACAGCCGCGCACAGGCCUUCAACAACGCCAUCCGCCUCUGCAAGGCAAACAAGUUAGAUGAUCAGCUGAUGAACCUGGCCCUCCUGAGCUCCCCAGAAGACAUGAUAGAGGCAGCCUGCUAUUACGAGGAAAAGGGGGAGCAAAUGGACAGAGCUGUCAUGUUGUACCACAAGGCAGGACACUUCUCCAAAGCCCUGGAGUUGGCUUUUGCCACGCAGCAGUUUGGGGCCCUGCAGCUCAUUGCUGAGGACCUGGAUGAGAGGUCAGACCCAGCUCUGCUCGCUCGCUGCUCCGGGUUCUUCAUCGAGCACGCGCAGUAUGCCAAGGCACUGGAGCUGCUGCUCACGGCCAAGAAGUACCACGAAGCUCUGCAGCUGUGCCUGGAGCAGAACCUGACCAUCACUGAGGAGCUGGCUGAGAAAAUGACAGUCUCCAAGGACUCUCAGGACCUCUCCGAGGAGUCCCGGCGGGAGCUGCUGGAGCAAAUUGCUGAUUGCUGCAUGAGACAAGGCAACUACCACAUAGCCACCAAGAAAUACACACAAGCAGGAAACAAGUUAAAGGCUAUGAGGGCACUACUGAAAUCUGGAGACACUGAGAAAAUUAUCUUCUUUGCUGGAGUUUCUAAACAGAGAGAGAUUUACAUCAUGGCAGCAAACUACCUGCAGUCACUGGACUGGCGUAAGGAUGUAAAGAUUAUGUCAAACAUCAUCAGCUUCUACACCAAAGGGAGAGCUCUUGACCUCCUGGCAGGUUUCUAUGAUGCAUGUGCCCAGGUGGAAAUUGAUGAGUACCAGAACUACGAGAAAGCCCACAGAGCACUGGCAGAAGCAUACAAGUGCCUUGCCAAAGCCAGGAGCCCUGUGGAGCAGGAGAACAGACUCAGCCACCUGCAGAGCAGGAUGACCCUGAUGAAGAGGUUCAUCCACGCUCAGAGAGUUUACCCUGAGGACCCUGAAGAAGCAGUCAGGCAGUGUGAGCUGCUCCUGGCUGAACAGGACAUCGAGGACGCUAUCCGGCACGGCGACGUCCUGGGAUUUCUGGUCCAGCAUUAUGCACAUGUGCAGGAAUUCCACACAGCUUACCGGUACCUGGAAGAGAUGCAGAAAAGAAUUCCAGCCUCGAACCUGAGCUACUACGUGUCCCCACAGACGGUGGAGGCUGUGCACAGAGGGGCAGGCAUGGCCCCCAGCCCAGCCCUGCCACACACUGGCCACAGCAGCACCGACAACAGGGAGCUGGAAGAAGUGGCUGAUGAAGUGGAGGAUCCCUGA